AUGGGCGCUGGUUGGCCCUGUAUUUAUAUACCCCUGCCACAACUCCAGGCACAUCACUCUCGCUCCUCUUCUUCCAGCGCUCAGACGCACACGCAAACACCGUCGGCCAUGGAUUACAAAGUAGCUCUCGUGGUUCUUGUGGCAGCCCUGGCACUCACGAGUGCUGCCCCUCGCAAUGUCAUCUUCCACAGAGAUUUCUUCAACCCUCCAGCAGCCGCCGCAGGCGGCAACGGUGGCGUUGGUAACGGUGGUUUUGGUAACGGAGUAGGUGGUAACGGCGCCAAUGCCGGUGCCGCUCAGGCUAGCAAUGGCGCCUCUGGAAACGCUGGAGGUUCCAACAACUUCCUCAACCAAGCUAUCCUCCACCAUCUCUACAAAGAGGAGUUCGACUUCGACAACGAAGACUUUGGACUCUUCGGCCGUGCUAGUGGACUUCUUGGUCAGGGUGGUGGACUUUUCGGCCGUGGGGGAGGACUCUUCGGGCGCGCGGGACUUUACGACUUCGACGCAGAGGAUGGAUUCUUCCCUUAUUUGUAAGCUGAAGUCCUGAGGAGGUCCACUUCGAAUGAGAGUUCGAAGUCCUUGGACAGUCAUGACAUACACCUCACUAAUUCCACCUGAGACGGAGUGCGGGAGGCGUUGGCGUUAAUUGGCCGGCUGGUGAACAAAAUUCCUGUAAAUUUAAUUGUACCGACCUAGCGUUAAGAAAAACAUUCAAUUUCGUGCAUAUAUUUAUUUCCGUUUUUCUUGAAUGUGUGUAAUAAAACACUUUCGGAAUGAAAA
This is a messenger RNA of Macrobrachium nipponense, 783 nucleotides long. RefSeq names its product PE-PGRS family protein PE_PGRS30-like. Lineage: Eukaryota; Metazoa; Arthropoda; Malacostraca; Decapoda; Palaemonidae. The coding region runs from base 1 to 537 and encodes 178 amino acids. The record is from RefSeq and is a predicted model, not a curated record. The transcript has 2 exons.